AUGAUAAGUAAUAGGUAUAAAUUUCGGGAACAUGAAUUGACGUUAAAAUAUUUCCAAAACACCAUAGUUCAUUUUUCUUCUAAAAAAACAACAGAAUUCCAAGGUAACCAUGAUCAUGAUGAAUGGUCAAGUGGUCCGUUUCGAUCAAACAAUCUUGAAGUUGAUGAUCAUCAGUACACAAAAUAUCGAAGUUCAGACCUUGUACCUGUUAAAGAAUUGUGGAAAACAGGUAUUGCAAAGUGCCAAAGUACGGCACCUAUAGGACCACAGAAAAUGUAA
This is a messenger RNA of Schistosoma mattheei, 279 nucleotides long. The record is from the annotation of a GenBank genome assembly. NCBI's taxonomy places the organism in Eukaryota, Metazoa, Platyhelminthes, Trematoda, Strigeidida, Schistosomatidae.